ACCGCAAGCGUGCUGUGCGCAGUAAUCCCGGAGGAAGAGCCGCGGCGUGGUGUCUUCUGCAUCGCAUUUGGCAGACACGUGUGGGAGCGUUUGGCCGGUGGUGGACCCGGAUUGCUUGUGUGAGGCUGCAAAACUCACCAAUAGUCUUCUCUUAGAACACAUUGUGUUUGUGUAAGAUCAGACCAUCAUGUCAGAAGUGGAGCAGGAGACCACUGUUACAGAAGAGAAGACUGGCCCCUCAGAAAUGGACCAGAAAGUUUCAGCAAGUCAGGACAACAACGAGCCAUCAGAAUUAGAUCAGAAGAUUAUUCGCCAAGUUGAGUACUAUUUUGGUGACUACAAUUUGCCUAAGGACAAGUUUCUCCAGGAGCAGAUCAAGAAAGAUGAAGGCUGGGUGUCAAUGGAAACCAUGCUCAACUUCCAAAGGUUGAAAGUCUUGAGCAAUGACCCAAAUGUCAUUUGUGGUGCUCUGGCUAAGUCGGCAGCAAAGCUUAUGGAAGUGAGUGAAGAUAAGACAAAGAUUCGGAGAUGUCCGGAUAAGCCGCUUCCGGAGCUUUCCGACGCCCGGAGACAGGAAAUCAUUGCACGGUCGGUGUACAUGAAGGGGUUUCCAAAGGAGGGCUGCACUCUGGAUAUGUUGCUGGAAUUUCUCAAAUCAUAUGGCAAGACGGACAAUGUGCAGAUGAGGAAUUACCACGACAAAGUAGAGGACAAGUGGAAGUUCAAGGGGUCCAUUUUUGUAACAUUCCCAACAAAAGCGGAGGCGGAAGCUUUUCUUAAGCUUGAAUCGGUGAAGCAUGGCGGUGAAGAGCUCAUCAGAAAAUGGCAAGCAGACUACGUGGAGGAAAAGAAAAUAGAGAUGAAGGAGGGCAAAAGAGGCAAGGAAAAGCGCAAACAAAACCUGAAGGCUGCCGCAGAUGGUGACGGAAAGGCCGAAAAGAAUGGUACAAGUAACGCCGCGGGUGGAGACGAGAAAGAGGAGGGAAAUGAUAAGGAGGAGAAGCCGGAGCACAUUCUGGGUGCCGUGCUCGUGCUGAAGGGCAUCAAAGAGACGACGAAAUGGACCCACAUCAAGGACCGACUCGUGGAAUUGGGAGCGGAUGUUGCUUUCGUUGACUUCACGCAGGGCGACGCAGAGGCUUUCGCCCGUCUAAAGGAGGCCGGAUCCGCCGCAGAGGUGUUCGCCAAAAUAAGUGAGGCUGGUAAACUAGAAAUUGAUGGGGUCGAAGUGGAGGCAAGAGUCUUGGCCGGCGAGGAGGAGAUCAAGUAUUUGGACGAUCAGCAGGAGGUGCGGAAGAACAGACGCAUGCAGAACAAGCGGAAGGCCGGGAACCGCGGCCGCGGCAGGGGUCGUGGGGGGAAGCGGGGAAGGUACUGAGACUCGAUCCAUGAGUUCGUCUCGCAUGCUUGUGCUGCAAGGUUCCUUCGGAUUAGUUAAGCUGCCCUGCCCAUUUCGAUGGCAUGGCUUUUGUGAUGGACAUAGAUGGAAGUGGAAGCAUUCAUUGUCACCGUUUUAAUAUCUGAUUGAUUUCUGAAAUGAUCGCAGAAGCCAUCUAUUGAAUAAAAACAAGUAUGUUGAGACUUU
Pollicipes pollicipes is the source of this 1585-nucleotide messenger RNA. RefSeq names its product La autoantigen-like (gene La). Lineage: Eukaryota; Metazoa; Arthropoda; Thecostraca; Pollicipedomorpha; Pollicipedidae. The record is from RefSeq and is a predicted model, not a curated record. Gene Ontology annotation, cellular component: ribonucleoprotein complex; nucleus; cytosol. Gene Ontology annotation, biological process: tRNA processing; positive regulation of translation. The transcript has 2 exons. Bases 188 to 1378 code for a protein of 396 amino acids. Gene Ontology annotation, molecular function: mRNA binding.